Molecule: messenger RNA, 3857 nt
Organism: Polyodon spathula (Mississippi paddlefish)
Lineage: Eukaryota; Metazoa; Chordata; Actinopteri; Acipenseriformes; Polyodontidae
Product: protein salvador homolog 1-like
Exons: 6
Coding region: 381-1754 (457 amino acids)
Biological process (GO): regulation of cell population proliferation; hippo signaling; apoptotic process
Molecular function (GO): molecular adaptor activity; protein binding
Source: RefSeq, a predicted model, not a curated record
ACACGCCGUUCCAACUGACUUAGUGCAGUGUCUGCCUGCUAGACCACUCUGCGCUCACUGGCGCAGCAGCUGCUGCUGGGAAUUGAUUUUCUUUCCUGCGAGAUCCGAUUGAAUUGGUGGUAUUGUGAGGCUGUUUUGGGGACUCCAAGCGAUGUUUGUGUUUUUAUAAAUCAUCACGGUUCUUAAAAUGACUAUACUGUACUACUACUAGUCAGGAAAAUUUCUAGAAUGUCACAGUCCCAGUUUGAUUUAUACCGGCACUAGCAAUGCAGCUUGGUCUGCUACUGCCAGCAGCUGCACAAAACACAUUCUUAAAAUAACCCCAUUGUGCUUUCUAUAAACAGCCAACAAAACAGAAGUACUAUCUUUCUUCAGCCCUGAUGAUAAACUACUGGCAGCAGUCUUAUUGGGGCUUCUUCCUGGCGUUACAAUUCGCACUGGUAACAGGAACCCCCAAACACACUGCAGCCAGUAGAUUUUGCGUUGUCUUAAAAGCCGUCAUAACGCCACAGAAACACUUCACCUACCCAAAGACGCCGAGAGGUAUGCUAUCCCGAAAGAAGAGUAAAAACGAAGCGUCGAAACCAGCCGAGGUGCCCGGAAAAUAUGUGAAGAAGGACACCUCGCCGCUCCUGAGAAAUUUGAUGCCCUCGUUCAUUCGGCAUGGGCCGACCAUUCCAAGACGGGCAGACGUCUGUUUGCCAGACUCUGGACCAGCGGGUUAUUCCGUGGCAGCGGUGCCGGCUGUGGUUCCCAGCAGCGAGGCCGUCAUUUCCCGGAACCAGAGUUUCCUACGCCCACCAGUGCAGCGGCAGCCCCGUGAGAUUGCGCGGCGGGAGAGCAACCGCCUCUCUGCGCCCGCCUACAUUUCACGCAGCCUGGCUGACAUUCCCCGGGAGUACGGCAGCUCGCAGCCCUUCCUGCCCGAGGUGAACCCAGUGGCGGAGAACGGAGACGCUAGCAGCGGCGGCCGCUAUUACUACCCCCAGGACCCGUACUACGAGGGCCAGCGGCGGCGGAACGUACCCGACCGCGUGCACGAGGACUAUCGGUACUACGAACACAGUAACGAUCACUUCCAAAGGGGGCCGGCGCAAGGAAGGCACCCUCAUGUCAUUGGAAGAAUCCAGGCAAAGUCUCUGGGGAACCUGACCAGUCCGGGCGGAGAUGACCUGCCCCUGCCCCCUGGCUGGACGGUGGACUGGACGAUCCGCGGCAGGAAGUACUACAUCGACCACAACACCAACACCACCCACUGGAGCCACCCGCUGGAGAGAGAGGGCCUGCCGCCGGGCUGGGAGAAGGUGGAGUCUGCAGAGUUUGGGGUCUACUACGUGGACCACAUCAACAAGAGGGCACAGUACAGGCACCCCUGUGCACCAAGUGUCCCUCGCUAUGACCAGCCUCCCCCUCUCCCACCACCUGUCAUUUACCAGCCACGGCAGGCAGACCGCAGUCAGCCUGUUCUGGUGCCGGCAAACCCCUACCACACCGCGGAGAUCCCAGACUGGCUGCAGGUCUAUGCCAGAGCGCCGCUCAAGUACGAUCACAUCCUGAAGUGGGAGCUGUUUCAGCUGGUGGAUCUGGACACAUACCAGGGCAUGCUGAAGCUGCUGUUCAUGAAGGAGCUGGAGCGCAUCGUCAAGUCCUACGAGGCCUACAGGCAGGCCCUGCUCAGCGAGCUGGAGAUGCGCAAGCAGAGGCAGCAGUGGUACGCCCAGCAGCACAGCAAGAACUUCACAGGAAACAUGUGAGAGGAGGAGGAGGAGGAGGACAUGGGCUUAAUCUCCCACUUCCACAGGUGCUUGGACUCGGGUGUUUCCUCCUACACUUACCAAUGCGCUUUUGAAUAACUUGCCGCCCGUUUGUUUGGUUUUAGAUCUGAGAUGUAACGAGGUUUGGGGUGAGGAGGGGUCCAGCUAGAUCGAGCCCAAUUAGCAACCCCCCACCGCCCAUCCCACCCCAAUUCCACUGCACAUUCGAGGUGAUGUGCGCCGAGAACUGAAGUGACCAAACGCGGUGGGAAGAAAGAGGGCAUCUUAUAAUCAUUUAUUUAUUGGCUGCAGGGUUGUAGACAAAUAAUACAAAUAAUACGUUUUAAGUUUGUUUUUUUAAUUCCCUGUUUAAAUGAUGGGCUGUGCGGCCUGUAUUAAUAAUGACUAAGCUAGAGCAGGACGAGAACGCAUUCAUGUCUAGUCUAAAGGAGUGAUUCUUACUCUGAACACCUGGACUGUCUGUCACCUUGUUUUUACGAUUUGAAAUGUCCUGUAUUUCUAUCUGUUACAUGCCACAGUGUUUUGUUUACUUGCCUGUAGUUCACCUGUUUUAAUUAAGCAGCCUCCAUUGCUUGUUUUCAGUUGAACACCAAUGUUUGCUGAUUCUUGUCUGUGCCGUGGGUCCUUGCUCUGCAGUGGGAAUCACUUGAUGAAUGUUGCUUAGCAGCAAGCCAUUCCUACGAGCUUAAUUAUCCACUUUCUCAAAGCUCAGGUAGCCCCAAGGCUACAUUUGCAAGUAAAAAAAAAAAAAAAGAAUCCUGUUUAGUUUCCAUUGAUAGUGUUUUUUUUUUUUUUUUUAAGACCAUCUUUGACUGGUGUUUAACAUCCACUUGCAGAUUGUAUUGUAUUUCAGCGUGGAACUUGAUGUGCUCUUAUUUACUGCCUCCUUGCCUUCAUGAUGCAGAAGAGUUAUUUUACAACCAAAGGAUUUCUAAGGCAUGGGAUAAGAAACCUCAGCCCUUCUAGUCCAGGUCUUUGUUUCAACCACAGGGUUUGAAAAAAAGACUCCCAUUGCAUAGCGGUUUCAUCCAUUCCUGGUAUUACUUAAAAACCUGGAAUGGGUGACACUGCUGUGCAACAGGAGUCUUGUUGCCAUCCCUGAACCAUAUUGUCCGAUGCAAUCUAAUGAACUAGUUGUCCGUUGCAUUGCUACAAACAGUGUGUCUGUGUGGGUCCCAGGGCCAGUGCUGAAGCAGUCUUCUGCAUUUGCUGGAGAUCAGCUGGCCCUGCCUGCACUGGUCCUUGGGAAGGUGUUCCACACCGGUGUGGCUCCCAAAGCUACUCUGCCAUGCUCCAGCGUUUCAUCAUCCCACAUCAAGUUUCAGCUUUGAGUCAUUACGUUGAGCUUGCAGAUGUCUAAAUUAGACUAGCAGCGCCCUGUUCAAACAGUCAUGUCCUGCACUGUCAGGCCUCUCCACAAAGCUCCAAGGAUAACGAAAACAUUCAUGAAUGAAGUCAGAAGACCAGCUAGCCAUACACACUCCCUGAAUCACGGACUCAUGCUGGGGGCUCUAUUUUGUUACCUAUAAUGACAGAUUUAUUUUGUACAGAGAAUAUUUUGCUGUAAUUAUUUACAUACUGUUUUUUUUUUCCUAGAUCAUUGGGGGGGGGUGGGUGUGUGUUGGAAUUGGUUGUGUUCCCAGGAUCUUUUUAUUUAUUCUUUAUAGUGCAAUAUACAUGUGUGUGUAAACGUUAAUCCUGCAAUAUCAGCAAUCCGUGCCCUUUACUUUAUAUUAAACAACAACAACAAAAAAACGGUUUUCCUGUAAAAGGUUUGUGUGAGGAAUGAUUGUCUUUAUUUACAAAUGGCCAGGAGCUGGGUAGCUAGCAUACCAGUGGGUUACACAGAUACGAGUGCCUGAGGUAUUAAGAUUCCCUCAUUGUUUGUGGUGGGGGGAUGAGGAGCCAAUAAUUUGACUGCAAGUCUUUUUCAGUGUCUUGAAGACCUUUUUAGUAUUUCUACAUUCGGCACUAUUUACUAUUUUAAUAGUUACAGAUUAAAUACAUACUUGUUGCAGCAGCUGACUCGAGUAUAUAAGCACAUGGGGAAAAUAAAUACAUGAGAGACUUGAAUCACUCAAA